UAAAAAUGAAAAAACUGACGCUGGAUAGAGUGACUAAAACUUUAAAUCUCAUUGUGAUGGUAAAGUAUCUAACUAUGAAGAGACUGCAAAUACAUUUCCCUUUAUUUUUUAAAUGUGAUUGGGGCUGAAUGGCAAAUGAAUGCAUCAAAAACUAUUUGAGGAGCUGGAGACUGAGGGACAUUGAACAAAGAUCAACUUUGUGUAACAUUGCAGUUGAAGCAUUCUGCCUCACUUGCCCGGGCAAGCCUGACAACACAACUAGUAACUACAACAAAUAGUGCAACAGGUACAACACUGAUUUAGCCAAAGAAUUCAUUUGUCCAUGUGGCUGAAUUUUACCUGUAGCGAAUGAUCCCUUUUUUGAAAGAGUGAAUUACAUUCACGACUGUGAAAAAAGGAUUUGGGAGGAGAGAUGGAGGAAAAACUUAAUAAAGUAACUCAUUAACGUCUUUGUCUUAAGGGCAUGUUACAGGCAGGCGGGUAUUAUGGUCUGUUCAGCAACCUUUGCUCAGUAGGUUUCGUGGUAUUUUCAGAAGAGGAAGACAAAAGCUGUUAAAAGUCAGGUCGACGUUACUCUGGUGAGCCGCUCUGUAAGUAGGUCUUGUGAUACAGGUAAGUCAUUUUAGACUUUUUUUGUGUGUGUGCGUGUGUGUGUGUGUUGUGGUUUUAGAUUGUGUAAAUUGACAGUGAGUGAGUGCGUUUGUGAUGUAGUUGACACAUUAUUGGGUCUUUAUUUGACCAGUUUACUGCUGCUUCAAAUGAAAUAUAUUUAGCCAAACUACACAGUAUGGAUAUAGUGUACUUUGGGAUUAUCAUCUGUGCAACAUCUCUGUGGAGGCUAUGUGUAAAGUUAAUUAGUAAACACUUCAGGAUUGUAAUCAUGGAUAUUGCACCAGACCUGAAAAGUCAGCUCCCUGAAAUCAUGUGACAACUGCUGUUUGAACGGGUAAUUCACAAAGACAAAGAUUGACGUUGUUGUUGAUGUUCAUCUGUUUUAGUUGCCAGUUGCCAUGGAUUCUGGAUUCAUCUACUUUUUGAAAACUGCUGCUCUUGUCCUGAUAUUUCAGGGUUAUGAUUUCCCAAAACUAAGGGCUGAGAAUCAAUGAUGGUGUAUCAUGAUGUAGGUCAAACCACUGCUGCCCAUUUCUAAAUAGUUGGGGGUAAACAAACUAGAACCUUUUUCCCUCUUAAGCUCUCAGAAACCAACUCUGCUUGCUACAUCUGAAAAAAGAAACAUAUGGAUUCAUCUUAUACUCGCAUUUUCAUUAUAAUCUUUUAAGCAGCAGGCGUUUGAACUGAAACUAAUAUCAGUAUUUUGCAAUAUCUGGUUGUUUUAAUGGGACUUAUUUACAGAUCUACAAACAGCAUCGUAAUAUUUCAACCCUUUUCGCUCACUAUGCACUAAUUUACUGUUAAAAGAACAACGGGUUUGAAUUACCACACAAAUCAACAACUGUCAUAUUAGACAGUGGCCUGUUAAUGAAUUAAUACCACAGAUUUACUUGUAGUGUUGUUUAUGCUGUUACUCCUUAAUCUCCACAAUUGAAAAGGUUUUUUUCUCCCAUGAUGUAGAAGGAAAAUAAAGUCUAAUCAAAUCUUUCAAAUUAAUUAUAUGUAUUAAACAGUGUAAAUGGAAUCGAACUUCAGGAAAGUAAAUAUACAACAGAAAAGACCAUCUAACAAUAUAAAUCUCCAAUUUUUCCAAUGAAAUCAAUCAGGACGUGCAAUAAGCGUAAAGAUCAUUUUAAUCCGUUAAUACUCCAGCGUCAGUUUUAAAUACAUUGUUAGACGCAAGGACCUGGUUAAAUGUUUAUUGGCCAUGAAAUUUGAAAUAUAUCAUCCUUACUGCAGGUGUCAGGAUGUCGUAUCAGCCACACUUUACCAUUCCGAUAAGACUACUUGAAUGUCUGUCUCAAAACAAUACUGGCAAUCUACAUGAAAAGAAUGGUUGUUUGCUCUGUUCCUUUUCUGCAAAAUAGCUGCCAAAAUAUCCUCUCUAAUUCAAACCAAGUGAGUCUCACUUAUGGCCAUUUCAGUGCAUAUAUUUCCGUAUUGUUUUUGCAUUUCCUUACAUAAUGUUUGCUGAUCUAACAUCACAAAAGCUCAUGAUUUGAUUUCCCCUCAGGAGGCGGAGAUGUGCCGGUGGAGCUGCAUCCUCCUCGCGGAGUUUUUUCUUUGUGGAGCUUUUAUCAGAGAAGCACAUCAGGCUACUACACCAGAUGUUGGGGGAGACAAAAGCGCUGAGACGCGUCUUCUGAUGGAAUUAGAUCACACCAGCAGUAACGAUUCUGCAAUUAAAAAGGCAGACGAUCCGGACGGGAGCCGAAAGUUGGUGGAGUGGUCGUAUCUGGCUGCAGGACUGGGCACGCUCCUCGCCGUCUCCCUCCUCAUCGUGAUGGCCGUCAAGUUUCGUCUCCUCCACCGCUUCCUGGCCAGCUACCGUCACUCUCUGCUGCAGGAGGCCGACGGGGUCAGCCAGUACGGCCGGGACGAGCCGCCCUUUCCUGACAGCGCGCUGGGCAGAAUGGGAGGCACUCACAGGGAGCUGGACGACGACGACGACGGCUUCAUCGAGGACAACUACAUCCAGGCCAGUGAGAAAGAAAGGGCAGAGAGGGAGAGAGGCGAAGAAGACGAGGAGGAGGAGGAGGAGGAGGAAGACAGCGACGACGAUCUUCAGUUCACUAUAGGGUGAUUAGAUUCACGGGGAUUUCAUCAGGAGCAGCUGCAGAAAAAAACAAAGUAGGCUAAAGAGUGAGAUGGUGAUUGACAGUCGACGGAAAGGCUUUGAUUUCAAGUUGUUAUGGUUGUACACUUAUAAAAUUAAGCACUGUAAACAUCUGUGAACUGUUAAGAGUAAGUUCCCCUGAAGAAGCUUCACAUUUAAAAGGAACUAGAGUCUGAAGUUACGACAAUGAUUCACGAACGAGCCGAGUUAAGAUGAGAAUCGAGUUGUUGAUGUAUGUUACUGCUUCUCUUUGACUCCAUCUCACUGCAGGAUCACAGUUGCAGCUGUUCUGAGGCUCGUUACAGAAUAACAGAUUCAGUGAAUGAACAGAAGGAAUUAUCUGAUUGAAUCUCCUAAAACGUCAACGUUUUGACUUUACUUCUUCAUCAGACUUCUUGUUUGAAUUCUUUUGUGUGCAUUAUACCAAAGAGGAUGAAUUGUUCCCUUUUUGUAGUGUGCUAAUGGUAUUUUUAAUUAAUUUAUUAAUUAAAAUGUUCAUAUUCAAGUGUUUGGUUGAUUUUAUUUGAGUGCAAAUCAACAAUAAAGACUUUAUAAUAUUGUU
Molecule: messenger RNA, 3290 nt
Organism: Gasterosteus aculeatus aculeatus (three-spined stickleback)
Lineage: Eukaryota; Metazoa; Chordata; Actinopteri; Perciformes; Gasterosteidae
Source: RefSeq, a predicted model, not a curated record